AUGGCGCCUCCGGGAAGAAAAUGGUCUCAGAGAGCCAAAGUCUUGUCGACAGACUCCUCAGAGACAUCGCCGCUUUUGGAAGUUCAAUUCACAACCGAAUUCAGCGACAUGGCAAACCCUAAUCCAAAGUCCCCAAGCGUGCCUGUCUCUGAACAGCACAAGCAGUAUGAUGCCGGCGUAGCAAUAAGCUCCAACGAAUCUGCCGAGUACGACGACGACGAUGACAACAGCAACAAGGGCAACCCGUUUCUUGACCCUGAUGUUGCCGAGUAUUGGCGGUUUACAUAUGAAAAAUCGCAAUAUGAAUGUCGACAUGUGUUUGACCCGACACUGACAUGGUCUGAAGAAGAGGAGAAACGCAUUAUCCGAAAGCUUGACUGGAGGGUCUGUCUGUGGGCUUGUGUCAUGUUCUUUGGACUGCAGGUCGAUCGAAGCAACCUCACCCAAGCGGUCUCCGGUACGUUUCUGCACGAUCUCAAAUUGAAUACCAAUGAUUAUAACUGGGGCAACACGGUCUUCAAGGUCUCGUUCCUGCUGGCUGAACUGCCUUCGCAGCUAGUUUCUAAGAAGAUCGGACCGGAUCGAUGGAUUCCCAUGCAGAUUGCUUUGUGGUCUAUCGUUGCCAUCUGUCAGUGUGCCAUCACCGACAGAGGCUCGUUUCUAGCUACGAGGGCUUUGCUCGGCAUCCUUGAGGGCGGCUUCAUUCCAGAUAUAGUUCUUUGGCUGUCUUACUUUUAUACAUCUAGAGAACUACCCAUCCGCCUGAGCUUUUUCUGGGCAACCUUAUCUGUGACGUCGAUUGUCACUUCUCUACUAGCCUUUGCCAUUUUCCAUCUCAAUGGUGUUCACGGCUUGGCCGGCUGGCGUUGGCUGUUCCUUAUUGAAGGCGUGAUAACCCUCGCCAUCGGACUAGGAUCCUUCUUCAUGAUGCCCGCCUCAGCAGUGCAGACCAAGACCUGGUUCCGACCAAAAGGAUGGUUCAACGAUCGCGAGCUGGCGAUUGUCGUCAACCGUGUCCUACGCGAUGACCCGUCCAAAGGCGACAUGCAUAACAGGCAAGCAAUAACGCCCACCCGGCUCUGGAACGCAGCAACAGACUAUCAUCUCUGGCCAGUUUAUCUCAUUGGAUUCUUGGCAUAUAUUCCUCAGACUCCGCCCAGUACAUAUCUGACAUUGACCUUACGUUCGGUGGGCUUCAGCACAUUCAAUACGAAUCUUCUCACCAUCCCGUCGACAAUCGUUGUCGGAUGGACAUCACGGAACUCCAACAAUGUCGGUACGCGAUCUGUAUCAGCUGCAUUAUACAAUAUGGCCGUCCAACUCGGCAGCAUUGUCGCCAACUUCAUAUACCGCGACGACGACAGGCCAAUGUAUCAUCGCGGCAACACUGAUUUGAUCGCAAUCAAUAUUGUCGUUAUCUUCAUUUUCCUGGGAACCAAGGUCUAUUACCUCUACCAGAACCGACGGAGAGAUCGCAUCUGGAAUACUAUGACGGAGGGGGAGCGGAGUGACUAUAUUAAAUAUACCAAAGUGCAAGGGAGUAGGAGAUUGGAUUUCAGGUUUGCGCACUGA
Molecule: messenger RNA, 1572 nt
Organism: Talaromyces atroroseus
Lineage: Eukaryota; Fungi; Ascomycota; Eurotiomycetes; Eurotiales; Trichocomaceae
Exons: 6
Coding region: 1-1572 (523 amino acids)
Biological process (GO): transmembrane transport
Cellular component (GO): membrane
Molecular function (GO): transmembrane transporter activity
Source: RefSeq, a predicted model, not a curated record